AUGGAUCGUUUCCUCCUGAAAUCGCUGAGAUUCAGAUGUCCCUCUGAUACAGCAACAGAAGCUGACCUUGAUCCAUUUCCAUUGAGACUACACCUUAUGGAUAUUUCAGACUACAAGCAGGGGGAUCGCUUUUUACCCAACAGAAGUUUGAUGAAUCUUGAUAAAGCCCACAGUUUGUUGACAAAUAGGACCAAAGAGUUCAACACUUCAAAAUGCGAUCAAGUUUAUCGACAGAAGCUGAUUGAGCAUCUGUCUUUACAUUCCGAGGAGAGACCAUCUAGGAUUAUGGUUUUCAGAGGAAGCCCAAAAUCGAGUAGAAAGUCCAUUCGUUUUGUUGAUGAGAUGAGACAGGAGGAGGCAGCGAUGUUAGACACUGAUGGCAAAAAGACUCAUUAUCGAUGCAUCCCCAAGGGGGCAAAGAGGAUUUUGGAUGCACCAGGGAUUAGAAAUGACUACUAUGUGAACGUCAUGAGUUGGGGUAAAAACAACAUUCUUGCUGUUGCUUUGGGUCCGGAACUGUACUUAUGGAACUCAAAGGACCAGAGUGUACACAAGUUGUUGCACGUUCGUGGGAAUGAUUGCCCUACAAGUGUAAACUGGUCCGAGGAUGCCAAAACUCUAGCGGUUGGAUAUAUGUGCUCCAACCUUCAGCUCUGGGAUGCUGAGUCUUUUAAACUUAUUAGAAGCCUUCAAGGUCAUAGUGGAAGGAUAGCAUCCACUGCAUGGAAUGGCCACAUUUUAACAUCAGGAAGCCGCGACAAAUCCAUUAUCAACCAUGAUGUUAGAGCAGUAAACAAUUUGGCUUCCUGCAUUAGAAAACACACUGAUGAAGUGUGCGGCUUGAAAUGGUCAACUGAAGGCAAUAUGUUGGCAACUGGAGGCAAUGAAAAUCUGUUAUACAUUUGGGAAGCUUCCAAAAUGAGUUCAUCCAAAUAUUUGCAUCGACUCAGUGAUCAUUGUGCUGCAGUCAAGGCCCUUGCAUGGUGCCCCUAUCAGCAUAAUGUUCUUGCCUCUGGAGGAGGCCUGAGUGACGGAUGUAUUAAGAUAUGGAACACACAAAAAGGAACCUGCAUUAACAGCAUAGAAACAAAAGCACAGAUUUGUGGGCUGGAGUGGAACAGACAUCACAAGGAGAUAUUGAGUGGCCAUGGCUACAGCACAAGUGAGAAUCAAAACAAACUAUGCCUGUGGAGGUACCCUUCCAUGACCAAAGUGGGGGAGCUGGGGAAUCACAGUUCCAGAAUUAUCAACCUAUGCCAGAGCCCUGAUGGAGUAACUGUGGUAUCUGCUGAGGCUGAUGAGACUCUUCGCUUUUGGGACGUUUUUGGACCCCCUACUGCUGGAAGUUUAUCGUUUACAGAUCUUCAAGGUCUUUUGUCUUUGAGGACGACUCUAAUAAGAUAAUAGCAUGUGGAGCAAUCCUUCACAACAUGAGAGUAUCCUUCUCUGUAAUUUAUUCGGUUAUUGUAUAGAUAUUCAGAGGAUGCUUACCAAUUUUUUUCCUCUCAAACUCACUGGAUAUAUUGGGUUGUAACUUUUACUGCUCUUACGAAGGAAAUUAGUUCAUGCAAGUAUGCAACAGAGAAUAUUGAUGAAAA
Messenger RNA from Theobroma cacao (cacao), 1598 nucleotides. NCBI's taxonomy places the organism in Eukaryota, Viridiplantae, Streptophyta, Magnoliopsida, Malvales, Malvaceae. The record is from RefSeq and is a predicted model, not a curated record.